CGUCAUAAUAAAAUAUUAGAGUUCGCUCUCUCUUUAUUUAUUUUUUUUUUUUAUUUUGAGAAAAAGAAAAAAGAAAAUAUUUUUUAUGGGAAGAAAGAUAGAAAAUGGGAGGGAGAAGAAAAAUGCAAUGGAAGCUUUAAAUGCGAGUUGGUUGAUUUGGUUUCCUUCUAUCUUCUCUUCUCUUCUCUUCUCUCAUCCUUAUUAACAAAGUAAAGGGACUCAAAGGGUACCUAUCCCAUAUUAAUGUUUAUAUAUAUAUAAGAACUUAUUUUCUUUUAACUUAAGAGUUAAGGAUCGACUCAACAACACCCAGCUACAAAAUAUUCAUUUUUGGUUUAGUUCUUGACAAAAAGCCAUGGAUUUUAUUGGACACCCUUUUCGUUUUUCUUCACCUUCUCUACCCUCGUUUGGGAAUUUCAUCGAAAGGGUUAAGGAAUUUUGUACCUUUGCUGUUUCUGCAAUCCUUGGAAACAUCUUUUCUGCGAUCUUCACCUUCUUUUUUGCUUUAGUUGGGACCUUAUUAGGAGCCAUGACUGGGGCUUUAAUAGGACAAGAGACAGAGAGUGGAUUUGUAAGAGGGGCUGCUGUUGGAGCAAUCUCUGGGGCUGUUUUCUCAAUUGAGGUGUUUGAAUCUUCUCUUGUUCUAUGGCAAUCAGAUGAAUCUGGAAUUGGGUGUCUCUUAUACUUGAUUGAUGUCAUUGCAAGCCUUCUUAGUGGUAGACUAGUUCGAGAAAGGAUUGGUCCAGCCAUGUUAAGUGCAGUUCAAAGCCAGAUGGGUGCUGUUGAAACCGGGUUCGAUGAGGUGACCAACAUCUUUGACACCGGAGGCUCCAAAGGAUUGCCUUGUGAUUCAGUUGAAAAGAUCCCUAAAAUCACAAUUAGUAGCAACAACAAUGUAGAUGGCUCUGGGGAAAGAGCCUGUUGUUCUGUUUGCCUUCAGGACUUUCAGAUUGGAGAGACAGUUAGAAGCUUGCCUCAAUGUAAUCACAUGUUUCACCUACCUUGUAUAGAUAAGUGGCUCUUAAGGCAUGGUUCUUGCCCAUUGUGCAGAAGGGAUUUGUAAUUUAAGUUUUGUGUAAAUUAAAGAAAGAGAAGAAGAAGAAGAAGAAGAAGAAGAAGAAAGAAAAUAUAACUUUUGUUUUUAAUUUUCUCAUACAUAAUCAUCUUUAGGGCUUUUUUUUUUUUUGUUAAUCUAUAAUUUUAAUGGUGGUUGGUACAUGGCUUUCCCCUCCUUUUGUAGAUCUCUCAUCUCAUGUUCUAUCAUGAGUUUAAUGUAUAAAAGUUUUGGGCUAUGAUAGUUUUAAUUAAUUCA
Molecule: messenger RNA, 1312 nt
Organism: Cannabis sativa
Lineage: Eukaryota; Viridiplantae; Streptophyta; Magnoliopsida; Rosales; Cannabaceae
Product: NEP1-interacting protein 2
Exons: 5
Coding region: 356-1063 (235 amino acids)
Source: RefSeq, a predicted model, not a curated record